GGUGGAUGCACCAUCCCGUCGCCAGUUUCGUAUUGGCAGCUUCGGGCACAAACGUACCCGAUAAGACGGCAAGAGACUCGGUCGAGGUCUUAAUCUGUCGAGGUCUUACUGGAUGCCCAUUGCCAGCUGAAAUGUAGUUUGCGCCCGGGUGGGCGAACGAGGAGCCUCUAUUGGAGAUGAUGGCCAUAGAGUUUUCCGCCCUUCGGCACAACUGCAUGGAGCAAACAGUCUCAGAGUUGAGAGGAGAGUCGGUGGGCAUUUGUGUCGAGGUACAGAUGACUAUCGACGGGUACUAUGCGGAGAUGGAUAGUGAUAGUGCGGAAAGCGGAUCCACGGCAGGCAUGGCAUAUGCAGCUCCCUGGAUUGAGAACUACCGGUAUGCCUCGUGGCAGACAUGCAAACCACACUCAACAAGAUUGAUGGGUGGUGGGCUGGAGAGCGUCUCCAUCGCUACGAAGGGAUAUGCUUGCAUGUUGAGAUUCGGUCUAGAUCCACUACAUGUGGGUUGCAUGUCGGUCAAUCCAGACAGGACGCGCUUUAUGCAAGCGGGAGGGGAAAGGGAAUCGAUUGCACAGCCAGUAGCUCAGGAUGAACCGUCACCGCUUUACCGUUUGUCUACACGCCGGUCGCAAAUGUGUCCAGGUGCAUGGUCGACGUGGAAUGGCACGGACUGGCCGGUUUCUUCUUUCUGCAUGUCGCCUGGCAAGCAAACAUUAUGCAAUGCAUGAUUGACUUUGCGGAGGUUGUGGAGGCUGUGUCGGUCAGAGAGGAAGCGGAAUCAAUUGCAUGGGAGGCCUUGG
Ilyonectria robusta is the source of this 800-nucleotide messenger RNA. RefSeq lists its product as uncharacterized. The record is from RefSeq and is a predicted model, not a curated record. Lineage: Eukaryota; Fungi; Ascomycota; Sordariomycetes; Hypocreales; Nectriaceae. The transcript has a single exon. The coding region runs from base 177 to 728 and encodes 183 amino acids.